CUAUCAGACAGCUUCGAGCUACAGGAGGUGACCCGAGACGACCUCACCAUCGCAUCAUUAUGCUGGGGCUUCACGCUAGGAUUUGGAUUCUUGACAACAUGGAAAGCCAUGAAACAAUCAACAGCUGUGUAUAAGCGAUAUGGCCUUGGUAGGCUAAGCAAUGCGUACUUGUGGAUGAUUUGGGCAGAGAUUGCCGUAUGCCUUGCUUUCAGUAUAGCCUGUUGGCUACAUAUAAGAGGCAUCAUUGCUCCUAGUUUCGCGUUCUACUUCAGCAUUCUGACGCUAUGGGCUCUACAAGUUCAAUUCCUACUCCAGAUCAUCAUCAACCGUGUUGGCGUGCUCAUGCUGGAUCGCAAGAAGGCAAGAAACCUCAAGAUUGGUGUUGCUGUUCUUAUCACGCUCAUCAACAUAUCCGUGUAUUGUAUCUGGAUUCCCGCAAGACUUCAAACUAACGAGACAUACAUCAAAAUCAACGACGUAUGGGACAGGUGCGAGAAGGUCAUCUAUCUCAUCGUUGAUGCCGCUCUCAACUAUUUAUUCGUUCGUGUCGUUCGCCGCAAUCUCGUUAAACCAGGUCUGAAGAAGUAUGAGAGCCUGGUGAGAUUCAACCUGUACAUCAUUGGCUUCUCUUUGGCGAUGGACGUUCUCAUUAUCGCAAUGAUGUCUCUGAAGAACUCUUUCGUAUACAUGCAAUUCCACCCUCUCGCAUAUAUCGUGAAGCUCAACAUUGAGAUGACGAUGUCAGAACUCAUCUCCAAGGUUGCACGAGCACAGAAC
Molecule: messenger RNA, 777 nt
Organism: Aureobasidium namibiae CBS 147.97
Lineage: Eukaryota; Fungi; Ascomycota; Dothideomycetes; Dothideales; Saccotheciaceae
Exons: 6
Source: RefSeq, a predicted model, not a curated record